This is a messenger RNA of Bacidia gigantensis, 600 nucleotides long. RefSeq lists its product as uncharacterized. The record is from RefSeq and is a predicted model, not a curated record. The transcript has a single exon. Bases 1 to 600 code for a protein of 199 amino acids. NCBI's taxonomy places the organism in Eukaryota, Fungi, Ascomycota, Lecanoromycetes, Lecanorales, Ramalinaceae.
AUGACAGAAUUAACCUUCACAAAAUCCUUCCUCUCAACCCUCGACUCCCGCCCUAUCAAGCUCCCAGCCGACUACAUCAUAGACCCCAAAACCCUCACCCUCGAGCAUGCCUACACACUCCCCAAAAUGCCACCUCCACACCCUCCCAUGCGCAAACCCUCUCCAUCCACUUCCACCGCAGGCACCUCCACCUCUCCCUCUGACCCCAAUGCAAUCCCCACCACCCUCACCGUCACGCUGAAAUCUUCACGAAAUCCGCCGCUGGAAUUGAAGGUAGAGGAUGUGGAUGUCAACUUGACGAGUGUGCUGAGUUUGAAGGAGAGGGUGGCGAGGGAGCUGGGGUUGGAGGGAACGGGGAAGGUGAAGGUGCUGUGGGAACGGAAACCGGUGGGUGAUGCAAAGAGCGUGAAGGAGGUGCUGGGAGAGGAGGGGUUGAGGGGGAGGGGGACGGGGGUCGAGUUUGGGGUUAUGGUAAUGGGGUGGAGUGCUAAGGAUGCGGUGAAGAAGGGGGAGAAGACGGGGUGGGCGCUGCUGGUGCUGCUGGUGAGGGGGAGAAAAUGGAUGUGGAUGAGCCUGAGACGAAGAAGGAUGGGGGUGUGA